CUUAUAAUACGAUACGGACUCGUGCGGUUAAUAGUUGAGAAGAUAUUGCGAUACGACAUUCCCGAGUACUCGCACAUUACUCGGUAUUUUAAGUAUGUGGCCUGCCAGAAACCCUACCUCACAGUAGCUCAGGUUCUCGCACGAUUCCUCUGGGCAAUUACACAUAUAUUCUGGACGACGGAAUGGCUAAAGGUCCUCUGGUCUAAUAAGGUUACCUUCUUAGUCGGGGGCAGGACGGUCAAGGAAAGAUACCAGUUUCAUCGCGGGCAUACGAUACUAGUUAAUAUAUGGGGUAUAAUUGGAUAUGGCUAUAAGAGUCCUUUACUCUUUAUUUACGGAUCUGGCAAGAAGGGAGCCUUUUGCCAGAAUAAUUACCUGUCACAAGUACUUGCGCCGCAUAUCGAGGGUAUUAUGGAGGCCUUUGCAGCCAUUACUCACCUACUUCGCCCCUCUGCCGAGCCUUUAUUUAUGGAAGAUAGUAACUCUGCUCAUGGCCACGAGUCUAUUCGCAAUUACUAUACUCGCUGGUAUACGGAGCAUGGUAUUAUAUUAAUGCCCCAUCCCUCUACAAGCCCUAAUAUAAACCCAAUUAAGAAGUAUUAGAGGAGAAUUAAGCAGGUAUUAUACAGACGGCGCCACUAACCCACUACGGAGGCUGAGAUAGAAGUAAUAGUCUUAGAGAAGUGGGACCGCAUACCACAAGAUUAGAUAAAUAAGCUAGUUUUAAAGCAAGAGCAUUGGGUCCAUAUACUUAUAUAGUAUUACGGGUGGUCAACUCCUAAUUAAAUACUGAUUAUAUACUUUGCGAUAGUGAAGUG
Hyaloscypha bicolor E is the source of this 818-nucleotide messenger RNA. RefSeq lists its product as uncharacterized. NCBI's taxonomy places the organism in Eukaryota, Fungi, Ascomycota, Leotiomycetes, Helotiales, Hyaloscyphaceae. The annotation marks the transcript as partial. Gene Ontology annotation, molecular function: nucleic acid binding. The transcript is spliced from 3 exons. The record is from RefSeq and is a predicted model, not a curated record.